This is a messenger RNA of Onychostoma macrolepis, 2860 nucleotides long. RefSeq names its product 2,3-bisphosphoglycerate mutase (gene bpgm). The transcript is spliced from 3 exons. The record is from RefSeq and is a predicted model, not a curated record. Bases 114 to 893 code for a protein of 259 amino acids. Lineage: Eukaryota; Metazoa; Chordata; Actinopteri; Cypriniformes; Cyprinidae. Gene Ontology annotation, molecular function: intramolecular phosphotransferase activity. Gene Ontology annotation, biological process: glycolytic process.
AAGUAAACGGUUUCGCGUUUGUUGAUGCUGCUCUGAUAGUUCCUGUUGCAGAGCUGCAGCUACUUUGAGUUGGGCGGUUUCUAACCUGAAGGCUUCUGUACAGUUUCUUCUGAAUGUCCAAAUUCAAACUCUUCCUUCUCCGACAUGGGGAGGGGGCCUGGAACAAGGAGAACCGCUUCUGCAGUUGGGUUGACCAGAAACUGAGCGAGAACGGGGUGCUGGAAGCCCAAGAAUGCGGCAGGCUCCUGAAAGAGCAGGGGUACCAUUUCGACCAGGUUUUUACCUCCAUACUGAGCCGCUCCAUCCAGACGGCCUGGUUGGUGCUGGAGGCCAUGGGACAAGAGUGGGUCCCAGUCACCAAAUCCUGGAGGUUAAACGAGCGGCAUUACGGUGCCCUGAUUGGCCUCAAUCGGGCCGAGAUGGCGUUGAACCAUGGUGAGGAACAGGUUAAACUGUGGAGGCGAAGCUAUGACAUCACGCCGCCCCCCAUUGAUGAGUCACAUCCUUAUUACGCUGAAAUUUACAAUGACCGCCGAUACAGUACGUGUGACGUUCCAAAAGAGGAACUGCCCAAAACAGAAAGUCUAAAGGAAGUGUUGGACAGACUUCUUCCUUACUGGAACAAUGUCAUUGUACCAGUGAUCAAGAGUGGCCAAACGGUCCUCCUCUCUGCACAUGGCAACAGCUGCAGGGCUUUGCUUAAACAUUUGGAAGAUAUAUCAGAAACAGACAUUGUGAAUGUAACGCUGCCCACGGGAGUACCAGUCUUGCUGGAGCUGGAUGAAGAUCUUCGACCAGUCAAGCCCCGUCAGCUUCUGGGCGACCAGGCCAAAAUUCAGGCUGCCAUCAAAAAGGUGGAGGAUCAAGGGAAGGCUAAUUCACAAAAUAAAUAAGGAUUUUAUUGGUGAAAAUGCCAGAAUUAUUCAGAUAGGAACUGUUCAAAAAGAAAGAUUAUUAGUCACUCAGUAGCUGCAGUCAUGAGGCACCUGGUAAAGAUAGUUUGGUCACAUUCUGUAGGGUGUGUCUGAGGUAGACUGGUUUAGUGGUAUUUUAGGAAUCAUGAAGAGUUAUACAAGUCAAUAUUUUGAAGCACUGCUUACUGUUCCAAAAUGCACACUUGGUACAUAUAUUUUGUCAGAGCAAGAGGUCUGUAGACCAAAUAAUGAAGUAGAUAUUGAUAUAAUAUUAUUUAAAAUGAUUAUUUAAUAAUGUGUUAGUUUUUGUUAGCUCUUGCUUAUUUGUCCAAUGGAUUUGUGGCCACGCAAAACCAGUGGUGCCUUCCUUUGGGCAAAAAAUGUGAUCCAUCAGUUGUGUUCUAAUAGAAUUUUGUAUUAAAGGUCAACAUAUUCUUUUAACCAUUUCUGUAUUUAAAAAUGGUAUACUGUACAAGAGUUUAGGGUCAGUAAUAAGUCACUUAAGCUCACCAAGGCUGCAUUUAUUUGAUCAAAAAUACAAUAAUAAUGUUUUAAUAUAUUUUAAACUGAAAUUUCUGUCAGAUGACUCUGAAAUCAUUCUAAUAAUCUGAUUUGUUACUUAAACAUUUAUUAUUAUUAUCAAUGUUGAAAGCAGUUGUACUGCUUAACAUUUUUGUGAAAAUCAUGAUGCAUUUUUUCUUUGAUGAAUAGAAAGUUUAAAAGAACAGCAUUUAUUUGAAGUUUUUGAGUUUUUUUGUAACAACGUAAAAGUCUUUACUGUCACUUUUGAUCAAUUUAAUGCAGUCUUGCUGAAAAAAUAAUUUCUUCAAAAAAAAAAAAAAUCUUACUGACCUUGAACUUCUGAACUGUAGUGUAUAUACAGUCAUGGCCAAAAAUAUCGGCACCCUUGAUAAAUAUGAUCAAAGAAGGCUGUGAAAAUUAAUCUGCAUUGUUAAUCCUUUUGAUCAUUUAUUUUAAAAAAAAAUCACAAAAAUGUAACCUUUCAUUGGAUAAUAAGAAUUUAAAAUGGGGGGAAAUAUCAUUAUGAAAUAUAUGUUUUUCUCUAAUACACAUUAGCCACAAUGCAGAUUAAUUUUCACAGCCUUCUUUGAUCAUAUUUACCAAGGGUGCCGAUAUUUUUGGCCAUGAUUUUAGAUAAACCCAAUUGGAAUGGAAUCAUUCCAAAAAUUUUAUAAAAAAAAUAUAAUAGUAAAAACAAGAAUAUUAUUCACUCCACUGUCUGGACUUCCAAGACAGAUUAAAUCUAAUCUUAUUGAAUUCAUAUUUAUAUUCAGGUUUAUUAAGUUUACUGUUUAAAAUUCAAAUUAGAGACUUCAUUGGAUGUCUGAAGCAUAAUUAUAAAUUAUUUAAAAUAUUUUAUGUUAAAUAGCACUGUUAGCAUACUUUAGACUGUAUUUUAAAACUUUUUUUUUGAAAGGGACAUUUUGUUUUUAUCUAACAUAUUUAUUAACAGAGAUAUUAAGAUAAUAUGUGUUAAGACUAAGUUAUGAGUUUACUAUACACUGCCAAACGCAACCCACAAACUAGCUCUUUUGUAUCUCAUUCAUUUCUCCACCAACGUUUACCAAUUUAAAUGCAAAGACAAACCAGUCUUACUGGUGAGUAAAACCUAGACAUAGCUGUGGUUUCGAAUGUCUGUGCACUGUAAUACCUCUGUUUGUUUUUGUGUAUUUAAUGUUGCUCAACACUGUACUGUAUCUGUAGAGAAAUGUUACAUGUAUGUGUGUUGUUUUUGUUAUAAUGGCCAUAGUGGCUUUCACUGUUACAUGUCUAUAUGUUUGAGCCCUGUUAUGGCACAUUAUAGCUAACCUGAUGUGGCUUUACUUUCUUUCCCACCACCCAGAAGCACUGGUCUGCUGGGUUUAGCACAUCCCUGAAGCAUUAUCCUGAAAGAAUAAUAUAUACAAAUAAAGAUUACAGAUAUA